Lactuca saligna is the source of this 1364-nucleotide messenger RNA. Lineage: Eukaryota; Viridiplantae; Streptophyta; Magnoliopsida; Asterales; Asteraceae. The record is from the annotation of a GenBank genome assembly.
AUGGUUCCACCCAUUACCCGGUCGAAGAAACUCGAGACUCUUGUACUACUCUCAAGUUGCAGUUCAUUUAAUAAUUUUCUACCUCACAACGUGAACCACAUAGGGGCAUGGUUUUUUGGUGGAUGCUUAAGAAAGCUGGAUCUCAGCUGGUGCAGUUUGGCAGAUAGAGACAUCAAAUCUGCAGCUGUUUGGGUGUUACCCAAAUUGCAAGAACUCAAUCUUGAAGGAAAUAGAUUUGCACGGUUGAAUUUUAGUAUCUGGCUACUUCCUCGGCUCAAAUGGCUGAACGUGUCCCAUUGCAAAAAACUUGUAGAAUUGUCGGAGCUGCCAUCAAGCAUAGCUGUUGUUAUUGCGAAUAAGUGUAGUUCAUUUCAAAGCUUUGGAGAUAUUUCAAACUGUAAAUGGUUGUGGAAAGUCUCACAUUUAGAGGAUUACAAUGUAGGUCCAAUUAUUGGUGAGAUAUUACUAGAUUCCAUGCUCCAGGGAAAUGCUAAAGAUUACUUUAUCAGUAUCAGCCUUUCAGGCUUUGACAUUUGGAGAGGGCCAUCUGUACUUUGGGUCGUCUGGGUGAAGACUUAUAAUAUGCUGCUUCCACAUGAUUGGUACAAUCACUUUUCUGGGAUUUUGAUGUUUGUCAAACCCAAUAAGAAAUUUGCUGGGAUCCCUGACAUAACCAUCAAGCUGGGUGUCCUGGAAAUUAUUCAAUCUGAGCUUGGUCAGGAGGCUAAUGAAACACUUGACACUCGUUAUCAUGAUACAAGAUAUGUAGGAUAUGUUUCCUUUAGUUCAUUGAGGCACACCAGAUGCUUGAAUUCAACGUACAAUUUCAUUUCCUUUUCCUGCGAUGAGGAUUUAUAUGGAGACGGGCAUAGCUUUAGAGCUGUACUUGUUCCUAAAGAUGAUCUGAUGCAAACAACGAAAGUCACAACAGAUUCCUCAGAAUUUUGGGAUGAUAACAUAAAGACAUUUGUUGUAAAACAUGAUUUAAACUCCUCUAUCGAGAUUUUAUGGAAACCAUAAGUUGGUAGACAUAAUCCCAGAGGUUGGUUGACUACCCACGAGUUUUCCCCUCAACAUAAUCUUUUGUGUCACCAUUAAAUUAUCUGUUGUACCAUUUUCCUGUCUUCAGUUGGUUGCUACCAAUUAAAGUUUAUGCUAAUUAAAGUACAUUCAAGAGUCACUUUAGUCUCAAAUUCAUAGAUGUUUGUUUAAUGAUCAUGGUAGUUGUUUUUGUUAAAAAGGAUUACAUCCCGAUUGAUUAGAUUGAAAAUUGUAUGGUAAAAUGUGUCUUUAUACGAUACAUCUGAAACAUGUGCUAACUUCUCAUAUGUAAAUUCGAUCUAGAAUGCAAAUUUGGUCUUGUG